AUGUCGUCAGUCAAAGUGGAAAGCACAGUGAAGGUGGGCGCUGUGAUUGGUGAAGGGCCGGUGUGGGAGGAGUCCGAUCAGACGCUGCUGUUCGUUGACAUCGGUGGAAAGAAAAUCCACCGCUGGAGUCCGGCGACCAAUCAGAUCCAGUCUGUGGAAACAAGUCAGCCAAUCAUCAUGAAGGAAUCAUUCCAAACAUUUUUUUUGUUGCAGAUUCUUUAAAUUAUUAACCUGUCUGUCCAUCCUCAGGUGACAUGGUGGGCUUUGUGGUCCCUCGCAAGUCAGGUGGUUACGUGGCAGGAGUUGGUCGCAGCAUUGUUGCAGUUGAUUGGUCGACUCAGGCGAUGACACCAUUGCUGGAGUUGGACAGUGACAAGCCAAAUAACCGACUAAAUGACGGGAAGGUCGAUCCGAUUGGGCGGCUGGUAGCAGGUAGGUGAAGCCUACCUGUCCAUGUGAAGCAGUGUUGCUAUGGUGACAGCAGAUGUUGUAUUUUGUUUCAGGGACGAUGGGCAGAGAGGUGAGACCUGCAGAGCUAGAGAGGAAGCAAGGAUCUCUGUUCUCUGUAGACCCUGACCUGAAGUGGAAAAAACACCUGAGCCAGGUAUCCACUUGUGUGUGUGUGUGUGUGUGUCUACGUCCUUAAAGGGACAGAGUUAAAGGUAAUUGUCAAUAAAGAGUGCAUCACUCACUGGAGUUCCCCCUCAGCCUGGGCCCCUUGUUUAGAAAACAGUCAGUGACCUGGAACCAAAGCUUGGCUCUCGACUUCUGCAGAUGGACCCGACUGACCACAAAGUUCAGCUAAUUAUAAUAAAUGACAACCAGAACACUCUUCUGGGUGCGAGGACAAGCUCUCAUUGUGAACUGGAUUAUCAACAAAGGGGGCGAGCUGACCAGGAUCAGUUGUUGCUGAUCCACUUACAAAAGACAUUAACAUCAUAAAAUCCCACUUCAGAAAUCUGAACUGUCCCUGUGAUACAGGUCUCUCUCUCUCUCUCUCUCUCUCUCUCUCUCUCUCUCUCUCUCUCUCUCUCUCUCCCUCUCUCUCUCUCUCACAGGUGGACAUCUCUAAUGGAAUGGACUGGUCUUUGGAUCAGAGGACGUUUUUCUAUAUCGACAGUCUGGCUCUGAGUGUGGACGCCUUUGACUAUGACAUAACCACAGGACAGCUAGGUAAGAGUGUACUGGUACUACAUUAAAGGGAUAUUCCGGUGUAAAUAGUUGCACUGAUCCUGCAUUUCUGCUUAUAUAUGUGUACUGUUAGUUGUAUUGGGGCUGCUUGAUUGUAUUACUAAUUUUAGUCCUCAUUUAUUUAAUAAACACUAUAAUUUCAAGACUAAUUGUGUUUAUGUGUUGCCCAGGUAACCGUCGCGUCAUUUACCGUAUGGAGGAAGGGGAGGGACUUCCUGAUGGGAUGACACUUGAUGCUGAGGGUCGUUUGUGGGUCGCUUGUUACAACGGCGGACGAGUCAUCAAUAUUGACCCAGUUACUGGUUAGUAAUACUGGUUAUACUGGUUAUACUGGUUAGAUCAGGGGCUCCUCCACACUUCUUACUGGAGCUUAAAUCUUUGUAAAUGUUUCCAGGACAUUAACAUUUAGUUUUUUUUCUUGGUUUUUCAAACUUCUUCACUGUCCGCCAUCAGGCUGUUUUUGUUUAUAUAAUAAUCUUUUAUAUUUGUAUUUUAUUUUAUUGAGAUUAAAGGUUGUUGUAUGAUCUUAGGUGUGCGUCUGCGCACAGUCUCUCUGCCCGCCACGAAAACCACUUCCUGUUGCUUUGGAGGUCCAGACUUCUCUGACCUUUAUGUGACCUCAGCCAGUCUUGGCCUCAGCCAAUCAGAGAAGGAAUCUCAGGUGGAGGCGGGGAAUAUCUUCAAGGUGAGUCUCUUAACUUACUGUUUACAAUCUGCACAGCACACACACACACAUACACACAACUGACCAUCUCUUUUCUGUGUGUGUGUGUGUGUGUGUGUGUGUGUGUGUGUGUAUGUGUAUGUGUGUGACAGGUGACAGGACUCGGUGUCAAAGGUCGUCCAUCAUGGUUUUUCUCGGGAUGA
This is a messenger RNA of Xyrichtys novacula (pearly razorfish), 2058 nucleotides long. NCBI's taxonomy places the organism in Eukaryota, Metazoa, Chordata, Actinopteri, Labriformes, Labridae. The record is from the annotation of a GenBank genome assembly.